This is a messenger RNA of Selaginella moellendorffii, 950 nucleotides long. Its product is annotated as 60S ribosomal protein L8. Gene Ontology annotation, cellular component: cytosolic large ribosomal subunit; ribosome. NCBI's taxonomy places the organism in Eukaryota, Viridiplantae, Streptophyta, Lycopodiopsida, Selaginellales, Selaginellaceae. Gene Ontology annotation, molecular function: structural constituent of ribosome; RNA binding. Bases 45 to 827 code for a protein of 260 amino acids. The transcript is spliced from 2 exons. Gene Ontology annotation, biological process: cytoplasmic translation. The record is from RefSeq and is a predicted model, not a curated record.
UUGUCUUUCCAGCGGCUAGGGCAGGAGCGAGCGAGCUAGGAGCAAUGGGGCGCGCCAUCCGGGCACAGCGUAAGGGUCGCGGCUCCGUCUUCAAAUCUCACACGCACCACCGCAAGGGUCCGGCGCGGCUCCGGAAGCUCGAUUUCGCGGAGCGCAAUGGCUACAUCAAGGGUGUGGUGACUGACGUGAUCCACGAUUCUGGCCGUGGGGCGCCGCUGUGCAAGGUGACAUUCCGCCAUCCCUUCCGCUUCAAGCACCAGAAGGAGCUCAUGAUCGCUGCCGAGGGGAUCUACUCUGGGCAGUUCAUGUACUGCGGGAAGAAGGCUCAGCUCGCCAUUGGGAACAUUCUGCCGCUUAGAUCCGUGCCAGAGGGAGCUGUGGUGUGCAAUGUGGAGCACCGCGUCGGGGACAGGGGCGCCUUCGCCAGGGCCUCUGGAGACUACGCUAUCGUCGUCAGCCACAAUCCAGACAUGGGAACCUCCCGUAUCAAGCUCCCAUCCGGGGCCAAGAAGGUGGUUCCCAGUGGCUGCCGGGCGAUGAUCGGGCAAGUUGCGGGAGGUGGCCGGACUGAGAAGCCUCUGCUCAAGGCGGGCAACGCGUACCACAAGUUCCGCGUGAAGCGCAACAGCUGGCCCAAGGUUCGUGGUGUGGCUAUGAAUCCCGUGGAGCAUCCCCACGGAGGAGGUAACCACCAGCACAUCGGUCACGCCAGCACUGUCCGCCGCGACGCUCCUCCGGGGCAAAAGGUGGGUCUCAUUGCGGCCCGGAGGACUGGGCGUCUCCGUGGACAAGCCGCCAGUGCCGCGGCCAAGACCGAGAAGGCAUAGAGAUGAGCAAACAAGAAUCACAAAAAGAAAAACGCAAACCACGUUCGCGAACCAAGUCUUAUUUUCCUGGUUUUGUAGCCUUAUCAACUUUUUCUAAAUUGAGUUUUUGUACUAAGAAGCCAA